This is a messenger RNA of Caenorhabditis briggsae, 545 nucleotides long. The annotation marks the transcript as partial. The transcript has a single exon. Lineage: Eukaryota; Metazoa; Nematoda; Chromadorea; Rhabditida; Rhabditidae. Gene Ontology annotation, molecular function: zinc ion binding; nucleic acid binding. The record is from RefSeq and is a predicted model, not a curated record.
AUGAGAAAAAAGAAAGAAGUGAAGGUUCCUGUGAUCAAUCAGAAAGGAUACGAAAUGCAGGCCGAAUUCAAUGUAAAGUUGAUGAAUCUGCUGAAGAAAGGUCAAGGAUCAGGGAAUGUGGAUGAGGUGCUCGAGAAAGCGUUGGAUCUUCUGAAGAACCGAAAUCAACAGCUAGUUCUCUUGGACCAAAAUCCGGAGGCUUUGAAGCAAGUUGAGAGAUGGAAGGCUCUUUCGGAAUUAUCAGGAUCGUCUUUUUCGGCUUCGGAUGAAUCACGUUUGUUCGCUAUGGCAUCUCUGCUGUCUAAAGAGGCUCCGAGUUCGUCGAGAAGACAGGCUCCUCCUCGCCAGUUCUUUCGAGGAGCGGAUUUCGGAGGAAGGCACUCUGAAAUUCGACGUUUCUCGCCCGCCUACCCGUACCAAAAUGGCCAGCUCAGAAGACCUCAGCAAGAUGUCAAUGUGGGAAGCAAUUUUGAGAAAAGAGCAAGAGUUCAAUGCUUCAGUUGCAAAGAAUUCGGACAUUACGCCCCCGAGUGCCCAAACAGAAG